AUGUCUAGCAACAACACUCUCUUCAUGACCCGUGAAGAGUCUCACCGAGUGCAAAACACCGUCCGGGAUCGCCUCAAGAAACUCGAACAACAGACUAAUCAGCCAUGGGAAACUAUGGAUUCCCGUGCUUUAAUCCAGCAAGCCACUUCGGUGUCCCUGAUACAGGACCUCUCAUCAGCGGCGUUUGGUCUAGGAGCACCCAAGAGCAAAGAGACCAUGCUAGCAUACGAUGUCGGCCGCCCAUAUCCACCCUGCACCGCCAAACUGCAAGAUCUAGAGCACAUGAAAAUUCCCGAGUUGAAGAUGGAAUCACAUCAUCGUGGCUUUGUCCUUGCUUUGCGGCGCGUAUCUCCAGUUGCCGAGUUGGAGGCUUCAUCCUGGGCCGUUGUUCAGGGAGAGUCUCCUGACGAGGUGGAACGGCUUGAAGUCUUCUUGCACAAGUCAAAAAAUGGGCGAGACGUCCUCGACAUGUGCUCCGAGCUGCUGGUGAAGGAGCCCUACUAUACUUUGAACCACCAAGGGGAACGAACCAUCCGAGUCGAUCAUCCUUCUGAUCUUGUUGUCACUUUUCUCAGUGAGAACCCAGAAUCGUGGCGGCAGAGACGUCACACUGCCGCAGAUCAAACCAAGCCUCCAGAAAAGUGCAAGGAGAUGGGCAAUGCAGCCCUGAAGAAGGAGGACUUUGCGCGAGCACACGCCUAUUAUACCGAAGGACUGCACCAGAGUGUCGACGCAACAGAUACCCUGAUCAAAGACCUCUAUCGAAACCGAUCGCAUGUCAACCUUCUCCUGCAACGAUAUGACGAGGCCAGAGCCGAUGCUAUAUCCUCUCUUACCGACGAAGCAGACAAGGCCCUUGAUGCAAAGGCUUGUUACAGAGCUGGCCUGGCAGCAUAUUCUCUCGGCGAUUUUGACUGUGCCAAAUAUUUCUUUGAGCAGCAAGAGAAACUCCAGCCUGAUAGUCAUGCCAAGCUCAACGUGCGGAGGAUCAAAGCGCGACUCCAGGAGCAAUCUACGGGAAUCUACGAGAUGACCAAGGUUGUCAGAAGCCUUUCCAAGAAUCAAGGCAGACCAGACGUUGCCAGUUUUUAUGGUUAUACUGAGGUCAAAGCCAGUCCUGGAGCUGGCAGAGGGCUGUUUGCAACUCGUGACAUUGAACCCAACGAGAUCAUCAUGUGCGAGAAGGCCUUUUGUGUUGCCUGGAGUUACGAGCCUGAGGCCUUUUCUUCCUUGACUUGUGACACUCGAGACGGCGCUGAGAUCAGGGUGUUUCCUUCUGGUUUACACAAGGUAGUUGUAGACAAACUCCUCAACAAUCCGUCCCAGAUCGAGAGAGUCCUGGACCUCUUUGGGGACUACUCGGGCCUUGGCAAGAAGUUAGUUGAAGUUGACGACGAGCCUGUGGUUGACACCUUUCAGAUCCACGACAUCAUUCAGCGAAACGCCUUUGGCCCUGGUCAACAAACCGAGGACGAAGACAUCAGCAAUGCCAGCACGGGUCUUUGGAUAAGGGCAUCGUACAUGAACCAUUCUUGCAUCCCCAACGCCAAAAAGGACUACAUUGGCGACUUGAUAAUUGUCCGUGCUACACGUCGGAUUGUCGCGGGUGAGGAAAUAUUGCAGAGCUACGAUGAAGCUACCGACUACGAUGUGAGAAUAGCGUCUUUGCAAAGAACUUGGGGUUUUAGGUGCAAGUGUGGGUUGUGUUUGGCAGAAGAAGCUGAUGGGCCAGCUGUACGGGAGAUGAGAAAAGAGCGCGAGGACAAGGCAAACCGUUUCAUCCAACAGGAAAAGGCGGCGGGAGCAAACAGAAUGCUCAUCAACAAGGCAAAGCGCCUCCAACAGGGCAUUUAUGAGACAUAUGAUAGAAAGAGAUACAAAGAUCUGCCCCGCCCAGGCCUGAUUCAGAUCGAGAGGUGGCUCGAAGAGGCUGGUACAAGGUGGUGA
Molecule: messenger RNA, 1947 nt
Organism: Fusarium keratoplasticum
Lineage: Eukaryota; Fungi; Ascomycota; Sordariomycetes; Hypocreales; Nectriaceae
Exons: 1
Coding region: 1-1947 (648 amino acids)
Molecular function (GO): protein binding
Source: RefSeq, a predicted model, not a curated record